UAGCUUUAAGUACUUGCUCUGUGCGCAGGUGGCGCCCCGCGGUGGACGGUCUGCGCCACGACAGGCCGUGACGCGCCGCUGUCACUCGUUUUCUCUCCACGUGAACCUCGAGCCUCCUCAUGUUCCGCAGACUCGCCGCGUCGACGCUCCGGCUGCGGCCGCGCCGCGCGGCCGCCACCGGCGCGUCGAGCUCCGGCUGCGGCUGGACGGUGGAACACGACCGAGCGCAGCGGCGCUUCACCGUCGCUCCGGGCGGCAGCGGCGCCGCCGAGGCCCGUGACUGUGCAGUGCUGAGCUACAGAUUCACCGGGGAGAAGGAGGUGGAUCUGAUGUCCACCUUUGUGCCGGAGACGUUCAGGGGCCGAGGCGUCGCUGCGCUGCUGACACAGGCGGCCAUGGACUUCCUGGUUGAAGAAGACCUCAAGGCUCGUGUCUCCUGCUGGUACAUCCAGAAAUACAUCGAGGAGCAGCCGCUGCAGCCGUUCAAAGACCUCGUCGUCACUUGACCGCUGCUCGUUUAGCUUUUCAAUCACUACCUUAAAUCAUCUACGACCUCAUCUCGACAACUUGAUCUGUACAAUCCACAGCCACUCAAAGUCGUGGUUAUGGAUAAUAAGAGUUUGUUUCCCCCGAGAUUUGUCCCUUAUCCCUGAUCAGAACUAUUCCAAUGAGUGACAGUUUAAUUUAUUUUGUUUUUUAAAAAUCUUAAAUUUCACGAAGAAGGAAUUGUUGAUCUGAGAAUAUUGAAUUGUAUUGAAUCUGUAACAUGUUACAGUGUGUUUGAAUCAUUCAAUGAGAGGAAAACAAAUAUUCAUCAAGGCACACUGUGUAAUUUUUUUACUGUAAUAUUGAGAGUAAAUUUGUACGUAUGUUUGUUGACAA
Scophthalmus maximus (turbot) is the source of this 882-nucleotide messenger RNA. Its product is annotated as protein NATD1. Lineage: Eukaryota; Metazoa; Chordata; Actinopteri; Pleuronectiformes; Scophthalmidae. The coding region runs from base 120 to 506 and encodes 128 amino acids. The record is from RefSeq and is a predicted model, not a curated record. The transcript has 3 exons.